AUGAGUAGAGCAUUGGCUAGAUCUCAAUUGCAACGCUUUAUCAAUGCAGUUACCAAAUACUAUCCAUCGGGCUAUGCUGAUAGCUCUUGGGAUAAUACUGGUCUCUUGAUUGACUGUUCUGUUGAGAAGGCAUCUUCAGAAGAACCUAGAGUUCUCCUAACGGUAGAUUUGACCGCUAGUGUAGUCCAAGAAGCUAUAGAAAAGGGCUGUAAUGCAAUCUUGGCAUACCAUCCUUUCAUCUUUCCCAGCUGGAAAAGUUUAAGUCCCCAUUCUAAUCCCCAACAUAGAAGUGCUCUAAGACUUAUACAAGAAGGUAUAUCAGUUUACAGUCCUCAUACGGCCGUUGAUGCUGCCAAGGGCGGUGUUAAUGACUGGUUAGCAUUUGGUUUAGCCGGUAACGAUCGCUACAGGGUAGUUUCCAAUGUUGUAUUGGAACCCAUUAAGGGUCAAUGCAUUAAUGGUGAAGAACCUAGUGAAGUUGGAUACGGUCGUUUGGUGACGUUGUCAGCACCAUUAAGCUUAGCUCAAAUUGUAGAAAACGUUAAAAAGUCUUUAGGUAUUCCCCACGUCCAAGUAGCCAGUUUGGCCAAGGAUCACCAGCAACACAACAUUAGGAAGAUCGCUCUAUGUGCAGGUAGCGGUUCUGGUGUCUUCAAAUCACUACGUGAAGAUGUUGACCUCUACUAUUCAGGUGAAUUGGGUCACCAUGAAGUGCUGCGUUACAAGGAAUCUGGUAAGGCAGUUAUCGUUUGUAACCACUCAAAUACUGAACGUGGAUUCCUCAGAGAUGAAUUCAGCAAGCAAUUGCAAGAUGAGGGCAUUGAAAACAUUGUCAGCGAGACUGACGUCGAUCCUUUACAAGUAGUAUAA
Zygosaccharomyces rouxii is the source of this 870-nucleotide messenger RNA. RefSeq lists its product as uncharacterized. Bases 1 to 870 code for a protein of 289 amino acids. The transcript has a single exon. The record is from RefSeq and is a predicted model, not a curated record. Lineage: Eukaryota; Fungi; Ascomycota; Saccharomycetes; Saccharomycetales; Saccharomycetaceae. Gene Ontology annotation, cellular component: mitochondrion; cytoplasm.